AUGUACAAAACCAAUAACCGAAGAUUACUUGGGUUAGGAUUUGGAAGGAAAUUAACGUGCUUUAGGCAAUUCGCCACACGGGGAGAAUUCGAUUCCCCCUUUGAUCACUUACCAAAAAGGGCACCAAAGUCAUGGUUCAAUUGGAAAACAACUGCGCUAUUCUUUGUAGGAGGUUCGUAUUUGGCAUAUAACGAAACUUUGUUUGAUUUAUAUUCAGAUUAUACUGAUAGCAGUGCUGAUGAUCAAUCUACUCGUUUAAAGUUGGAGUAUGAAUUGAAAAACUUACCAAUAUACGAAAAAUUAGCAUAUCCCAAGAAAGGGGAAAAUUGGGUUCAGAUGAAGUCAUGGGAAAAUCUAGACAAAAAUGUCUUAGAAGCUCCCUAUAAGAUCAAGACAGAAGAAGAGUAUAGUAAGCCUGCCCUCACUAAUAAAAUAUUGGCUCAAAAGGGAGGAAUUGCUGUUGAGCCCGUUAUUUUUCAUAAUAUUGACACUGAUGAAGGAGUAACUAUAGUCCAUGUUGGUUACAGAUUGUGCGGGUAUCCCUUUCUAGUACAUGGAGGAAUGUUAGCUACUUUGCUUAAUGAAACAUUCAAGAGAAAUGCUUCUCUCUCUAGUUCGACUAGUUCAAAUAUUAAAGGUGACUUUAAGGUUGAAAAUUUAAGUAUAUCAUACAGAUAUCCGAGUUUGGCUAACCAGUUUUUAAUUAUUAAGACAAGACCUUCAAAUAAUGACAAUGAUGAUCCAAAGCAUAUUCACUUAAGCGGAGUAAUACUUUCCCAAAAUGGCAAGACUUUGGUUAAGAGUGAUGCUCUUUUGGUAGACACUGGACGAGAGCUGAAUAAAAUAAAGGCUGCGAAGAAGAAGAGUUGGUGGUAG
Messenger RNA from Dujonia railenensis, 876 nucleotides. Lineage: Eukaryota; Fungi; Ascomycota; Pichiomycetes; Serinales; Debaryomycetaceae. The record is from the annotation of a GenBank genome assembly.